CAAAACUAUAUUUUCAGGUGGCGGAAGACAACAUUUCUCUGAACACGAAGAAGAACACAGCGAAGAAGGCAAAAAGGCUUAUGAGGGCGUACACAAAGAGACAAAAUCCGCUAAGGGUCACCACGACAAAGAAGACCAUUUGGGUAAGUAUGAUGACCACGGAGGCGUCGAGAAGAACCACGAGGAGGAGUCAGGACACUACGGAGCACACCACCACGAGGAACAUGGAAAGAAACAUGCUAAGUAUGAAGAGUCGGGCAAGCAUUCAAAGGGCCAUAGCACCAAAGGCAGUCACGACAUCCAUAAGAAGGAGGAGUACGAGAAAAAUGUGGAAUUUUUCGAAGAAGAAGGCGACUCCGGUGAAGAAGAAAAGCAUGGAGGAUAUAAUGAGGAGCACGGUCACGCCAAGGGAGGACAUUUCAAGAACGGAGACUAUAAAGCGGGCCACGAGGAGCACGCCAAAGGCGAAUCCCGGUCAUUUUGAGAAAGGCGGACACCUGCACUUGUCAAAGGGCCACAAAGCUGCAGCGGGGCACGACAGGCACGGAAAGCACGGAGUCGGCCAUCACCAGAAGGAAUCGAAGGAUUCGGGGAAGAAGUGGAUCUAUCACCACGGGUACCCUCCGAAAACGGCAAACCUGGUGCUGAUCGAUAGGAGACUCGACCAAUUGUACCACGGACCCCAGUACUACGGAUAA
Molecule: messenger RNA, 698 nt
Organism: Trichoplusia ni (cabbage looper)
Lineage: Eukaryota; Metazoa; Arthropoda; Insecta; Lepidoptera; Noctuidae
Exons: 5
Coding region: 81-698 (205 amino acids)
Source: RefSeq, a predicted model, not a curated record